CCAGUUCUUCACAUCCCUCUCCCAUCUUCAAUCUCCCUUCCUCUCGCUCUCUCCCGGACUAAGGAGAAGAAAAGGAGCAAAUCUAAGAAUAUCGAUGGCGUCAUCGCCGUCGUCGCAGAGGAUCAGCAGCACCGUGGCGGAGGCGGAGGUGCGGCGCGGGCCGUGGACGGUGGACGAGGACCUGACGCUGGUGAACUACAUCGCGGAGCACGGCGAGGGGCGCUGGAACUGCCUGGCCCGGGGCGCCGGGCUGAAGCGCACUGGGAAGAGCUGCCGGCUCCGGUGGCUCAACUACCUCCGCCCCGACGUCAAGCGCGGCAACUUCACCGCCGACGAGCAGCUUCUCAUCCUCGACCUCCACUCCCGUUGGGGCAACAGGUGGUCCAAGAUAGCCCAGCAUCUGCCGGGGAGGACGGACAACGAGAUCAAGAACUAUUGGAGGACCAGGGUGCAGAAGCACGCCAAGCAGCUCAACUGCGAUGCCAACAGCAGCAAGUUCAAGGACGCCAUGAGGUACCUAUGGAUGCCCCGCCUUGCCGACCACCACCGUCUCCACCACCAAGCUAGCGACCAUGCCGCCAUGCCGGCCGGGCAGCAGCCAAUGGGCGGCUAUAUGGAGAGCUCUGGAGGAAUGGCGACAUCAUCCUCGGGCUCAUUCGCAUCGGAGUCAUAUGAUGGGGGGUUCUACUCGGGCUCAUUCGCAUCGGAGUCAUAUGAUGGGGGGUUCUACUCAAACGCUUGCCUAGGCGAGACGAUGCUGAAUGAUGAUGGGAACUGCUGGAUCCAGGAGGCAGGGUUUUGCGCCGAGGCAGCAACGGAUUGUCAGUUUCAGGACACUGAGUUAUCUGGAUGGGUGCAAGGCUUCUCGGAGGGCCUCGCCGAGGACUUUUGGAGUUUGGACGACGUUUGGAAGAUGCAAUGACAUGAUGCAUGCCUUCUUUAAUUUAUGUUCUAAAAGGGGGCUAGCUAGAUGCAUAUACGUACGACGGUUUUAUUGGGGCCGUGUUGAGAUCGAUAUAUAACUUGUAUAUUGAAGAAAUUAAAGCUAGAGUUAGUUUUUAUUCUAACUUCGGAAGUCACUAUAUAUAUGGAGAGAAGUGACUCAAGUUCUUUUCUUCUACCUUUUCAACUUUUCUUUUGUGGGAUAUGAUGUUCAUAAUUUUUUUUCCUCGUAAGGACUGAUCUCUCUUUUGGAUAUUGAAAAGAGGGAGAACUAUAGGCAUGUGCCGCCUUUGUUCAAUGAAUGUACAAGUGCUUACAUAUGCAUGAUUGGAUAGAGUUGAACUUUUGUUCACUUGUAUU
Messenger RNA from Brachypodium distachyon (stiff brome), 1302 nucleotides. Its product is annotated as transcription factor JAMYB. Bases 95 to 922 code for a protein of 275 amino acids. Gene Ontology annotation, cellular component: nucleus. Gene Ontology annotation, biological process: regulation of DNA-templated transcription. The record is from RefSeq and is a predicted model, not a curated record. NCBI's taxonomy places the organism in Eukaryota, Viridiplantae, Streptophyta, Magnoliopsida, Poales, Poaceae. Gene Ontology annotation, molecular function: DNA-binding transcription factor activity; sequence-specific DNA binding. The transcript has 2 exons.